AUGAGUUUAACCGAAGGUCCCAUUAAAGACGACGUGAUGGCGUGGGAGCCAAAAAAGUUAGCAGACUACAUGAGACAGCUCAAGUUAUUCGGCUGUGACAAUGUAGUGUUGAAGAGGGGCAUUACUGGAGCACAAUUUCUGCAUAUGAUCCAGUGUGAUCUUCAUGUGUUCCCAAUCACCUACGUUCCAAUACUGGCAAAAGUUCAAAGAGAUCUCAAUAGGCAAGAAAGGAGGAAGUAUUUUGGUUCCAAAUCUAAGAAAAGCAAUCAUUUGACAGAAGUGCGUGGUGAAAAAGUCUGUGAUGAGCUUGACAGUGAAAGUGACUAUGAGGAGUUUAACGAGGACGAAGGAGAUGGAAACUACGUCGUUCCUCUUACUAAGCCACUCACAGCAGAUAAUCUGCAUAAAGCCAAAGAAAGAGAAGCUCACAGGCUUCAUCCAGUCUUUUCACUGCCUGAACCCCAGAGGGUGUCUAAAGUUCCCUGCCUUCCCACAGCUCACUCAUCUAAUUUUCAACGGGCCGCAAAUAAGAAGCCGGAAAAACCUCCGGUUCCCCAGAGAGCCUUUUCACGCUUAACAGAGGGCAGUGUUGCUUUGGAUGCUGGCUCACUUUCCAGGAGGCGCCCACUACCAACAGUCCCGCAGCUCCGUGUGUCUAACAGGGCAAAUAAUAUAACUCCACAUGUUCCUGUACCAAUAUCAGACGUUCUGUCAAACCAAUCAAUAAGAACAACAGGACAUGUCAAUAAGCAACAUGUACAGGGUUUGGAUCCCAGCUGGUACAAGGGAAAGAUAACUCGAGAACAGGCUGAAGUUUCUCUCAGGGAGGUGAACAAGGAUGGAGCAUUCUUAGUGAGGGACAGCUCACAAGGCUCAGCACAUCCCUACACUCUGAUGCUGCUAAAUCAAGGCAAGAUUUUCAACAUUAAGAUCCAGAGACAAAAUGACUUCCAUUUUCUCGGAAAUGGCACAAACAACUCUAAGAGUUUCCUCAGGGUGAAGGAGAUGAUUAUCCAUCACAUGAACACCCCGCUGCUGCUCAGAGAUGCCACAGACCAGUGCUCUCAGGAGCAGCCGCAGUGCUGUCUGCUGCACCCUGCGGGACUCUGA
Messenger RNA from Xiphophorus maculatus (southern platyfish), 1110 nucleotides. RefSeq names its product lymphocyte cytosolic protein 2-like (gene lcp2b). The transcript is spliced from 13 exons. Gene Ontology annotation, biological process: cell surface receptor protein tyrosine kinase signaling pathway; intracellular signal transduction. NCBI's taxonomy places the organism in Eukaryota, Metazoa, Chordata, Actinopteri, Cyprinodontiformes, Poeciliidae. The record is from RefSeq and is a predicted model, not a curated record. Bases 1 to 1110 code for a protein of 369 amino acids.